This is a messenger RNA of Pieris brassicae (large cabbage white), 444 nucleotides long. RefSeq lists its product as uncharacterized. The coding region runs from base 1 to 444 and encodes 147 amino acids. The record is from RefSeq and is a predicted model, not a curated record. Lineage: Eukaryota; Metazoa; Arthropoda; Insecta; Lepidoptera; Pieridae. The transcript has 5 exons.
AUGGCACUUGUGUAUAGCUGUUGCUUCUGGUUUUCUCUACGAUUGGGAGGCUUAUUGAUUUCCUUCUUUUCAAUUGUAAAAUCUAAUUAUGACAUUUACAUUAAAACGGUACUCUGUUUCUAUAUAAUGGCAUGUGUUAUAUAUAUCUAUGGAGCAUUUAAGCUUGUAAAUAUCCUCAUGUUCCCGUAUAUUUCUUUGGAGUUACUGCGCCUAAUAGGAUUAUCAUUUUUUGGAAUAACGGGAUUGCUAGUACUCAAGAAAAAUACCAUGGAUAUUGGUUUGCUUAUUGUGAUAAGUUUGGUAGUAGGAUUCACUCUCUUGGGAAUGUUCUACUUAUGGAUAUGUGCGAUGAAUUUGCCGAUUGUUAUAAACGAGAUAAAUGCUAAUGAACAAACGGUGUUACUUGUUUUCAGUCUUGGAUUAAGAUUGCGCAAAGGAACUUAG